Messenger RNA from Mycena citricolor, 3265 nucleotides. Lineage: Eukaryota; Fungi; Basidiomycota; Agaricomycetes; Agaricales; Mycenaceae. The record is from the annotation of a GenBank genome assembly.
UUUGACGAUCGCUAACGCGAUGGGCUCAAAACGGCUGACGGAAAUUGGAUUACUUUGGGGAGUGCGAGAAAGCUACGUAAUUGGUUAUACAUCAGACAAAAGGGACCGACUUGUUUUCGACAUGCAGGGGCAAGGGGAAACUCUUCUCCUGAUCAACAUUUAGAAAGUCUCGGAGUUGGCACGACCCAAUACACUGCAGACACGUUCCCUCGGUACCGUCCAUCACUGGUACAAGAAGAGCCAACCCCCGGCACGUUCGCCAGGGUCGCCAGUCGCGGGGUGAUUUCGGACCAUGAUGUCCAGAACUGAGACAUCAUGUGGCUGUGCCAUACCGUCAUAGAUUGCCUAGUUUAGGCGUCAGCGAGAAAUCUCACCUGUCUUUCUCCCGGAACGGCCAUUGCAAGAAUCAAGAUAGAAACGCACGACAGCUAGACUGUGCCAUUACAUAUACCCGAAUCACCCGCCACAUCUGUCCCUCUCCCAUCCUCCACCAUCUACUCACGAUAGAGCAAGUACGGACGAUGGAUAGUUUCGCAGAACCUUACACCCGUAUCGGAGACGACAUCUCAUUGGACGAGGUCCGGAAGCAGAUUCGUGCACUGGAGGAGGACCAUCGUGCUGCGGGCAUCCCGCUCUCUGGACGGGUCUUGCACGUCUGCCACUCACUCCCUAUCAUAGCGACACUCAAUGCGAAUUCGGGAGUGAUUAGCCCCCCUGCGACGCCCCCGCCAACCCAGGCAUCCACUUCCGUACCGGAGGGGAGCACCAUAAAAGGGGCGCCCACUGCGUGGUCGCUGGUCCCCCGGUAUGGGCACGCUGCGAUGAUAUCUGGUAUCACGUCCCUCAACGCAACGCACGAGCAGCUGCUCAUCGGCUGGACGGGAGACAUCCAAACAACAGUGCAGGGCGAGGUCGUUUCUGUGGACAAGGUUUCGGAUGGGGAUCGGAAGGCACUGGAAGAUAUCUUGCGUACCUACCAACCGAAAGAGUCGGACCCUGACGAUGACCGCAAGACGACCUACGUCCCCGUCUGGCUGGACGGCAAAGUCGCCCAUGGGCAUUACGAUGGUUAUUGCAAGCACACACUUUGGCCACUCUUCCACUACCUCUUGUGGCAGGACAUCGCAUCGGAGGAUACGUCUCAAGAGUCCGACUACAAUGCGUAUGCCGCCGCUAACGCCGCGUUUGCUGCUCGGAUCGCAGAGGUUUAUCGCCCAGGAGACCUUAUCUGGAUCCACGACUAUCAUCUUCUGCUCGUCCCUAAACUCGUCCGCGAACUCAUUCCUGAAGCCGUUCUCGGGCUUUUCAUCCACACCCCAUUCCCUAGCAGCGAGGUGUUCCGCUGUCUCCCUCGUCGGCGAGAGAUCCUGGACGGAAUGUGCGGUGCCGAUGUUGUGUGCUUCCAGACCUAUUCCUACACGCGCCAUUUCAUCAGCACGUGUAUCCGCGUCUGUGGCUACGAGAUCACUCCUCGUGGCAUCGAUGCUCAAGGUCACGUCACAGCAGUAACCCAUUGCCCCGUCGGUGUCGAUGCAGAACGUGUCGGCCGGGAUAUUCUGCGACCGGGGAUCGAGCCAAAGCUGGACGCCUUGCGCACAUUGUACGAGGGAAAGAAGAUCAUCGUCGGGCGGGAUAAGCUUGAUGUGGUCCAGGGCGUUCUGCAAAAGCUCAAAGCGUUCCGAAAGUUGUUACAGGACUACCCUGAAUGGGUUGGCAACGUCGUCCUCAUACAGGUCACAUCCCCCUCCUUGACGGAUUCGCCGAAACUGGAGCGGCAGAUAAGCGAAAUCGUGGCCAGCAUCAACGGCGAGUUCGGAAGUUUGGAUUUCAUUCCGGUGCAUCACUACCACCAAACGCUCAAAAAGGACGAGUUUUACGCGUUGCUUAGUGUUGCAGAUCUUGCUGUGAUCACGCCUCUGCGAGACGGGAUGAACACCACCUCGAUGGAGUUUGUGGUUGCGCAGAGCCGAACGAAAAAGAGCCCGGUCGUCCUGAGCGAGUUCAUGGGCAUCAGCAAGCACAUGGAGCAGGCUUUGAUGGUCAACCCAUGGAAUCUCGGGGAUGUGGCAGUUGCCAUCAAUCAGGGACUGCUCAUGACCGAGCCCGAAAAGCUCGAACGGCACACCGCAUUGCACAAAGUGGUCACGACCCACACCUCACACACAUGGGCUGCAGUCCUUGCCAAGAUACUGCUUGGCCAGCUCGGUGGGCUGGAGACUGCUCGCCAGACCCCCUAUAUUCCGAAAGACGUGCUUGAAAGCAAGUACCACGCCGCGAAGAAGCGGCUGUUCUUCUUUGACUACGAUGGAACGCUUGCCCCGAUCGUCAAGGUCCCGAGCAUGGCGGUACCAUCGGGCCCGACGCUUCAGGCUUUGGAGAAGCUGUCUCAAGAUCCGCGCAACGUGGUCUACAUUAUCUCCGGAAGGGAUGGUGCCUUCUUGGAGCAGCAUCUGGGUCAUCUGCCGUUGGUCGGGUUUUCGGCUGAGCACGGUGGAUUUGUGCGCGAACCGGGCGAGGGCAAGCCGUGGACGAAUUUCACGGAACAGCUGGAUAUGAGCUGGAUGGGCGAAGUCGAGGAGAUCUUCCGGUAUUACACCGAGCGGACGACUGGCAGUCAUAUCGAGAUGAAGAAAAGCUCUAUUACGUGGCAUUACCGGGCAAGUGAUCCGGAAUGGGGUCAGUUCCAAUGCCGACAGUGCCAGGAUCUGCUGGAAAACAACUUGGCGCAUAAGCGACCUAUAGAAGUCCUCGUCGGGAAGAAGAAUCUGGAGGUCAGACCCAUUGCAGUUAACAAGGGCGAGAUCGUCAAACGGUUGCUGUACAAGAACCCAGACGCCGAGUUCAUCUUCUGUGCUGGCGAUGACAAGACCGACGAGGAUAUGUUCCGUGCAUUGAUACUGUUCAGCACUGGUUCUGUGAAAGCCUCGAUGGAAGCUCCGCUGUCGGUGACGCUUGUGGAGCCCCAAUUCGCCAAUGCUUCUCCCGUAGAGCUGGCCAUUUCUCCCGAUUGCGUGUUCACGACUGCAGUCGGCGCCAGCAGCAAGCGGACCCUGGCGAGCUGGCAUGUGACCACGCCCCAGGAGAUCGUGGAUCACAUGCUGGGUCUGGUCGAGGCGGAGCCUAGUCAGGCGCAGAGCCAUCUGUGAAAGACGUAGAUUCAGAACUCCAUGGACGCUGUAUAUCUGGAUGUGUACUUAUGCUUAGAUACGUUGGGUAUAAAUAGGUCAACUAACUGUACAUUGCUUUCAAUCUCAUGCCGUCAACC